Messenger RNA from Symphalangus syndactylus (siamang), 5777 nucleotides. It is a transcript of the gene CDKL4, whose product is annotated as cyclin dependent kinase like 4. NCBI's taxonomy places the organism in Eukaryota, Metazoa, Chordata, Mammalia, Primates, Hylobatidae. Gene Ontology annotation, cellular component: nucleus. Gene Ontology annotation, molecular function: ATP binding; protein serine/threonine kinase activity. The record is from RefSeq and is a predicted model, not a curated record. Gene Ontology annotation, biological process: protein phosphorylation.
GCUGACCCUUUACAGAAAAAAUGUGCUAGUGCCUGGGUUAGAGAAAGUAAAGAAGCAUUGGGAAAUGCAGUUCUGGAGGUAAGGAAGGGGAAGAUUAAGAGGGAAGAACUGGACUGGGGAUCGAGAGGCACCAUUUCCACUAUUGCUUAUGCCACUACCUGUCACAAUGGCCUUGAAUAAUUUAACAGUUUCCACAUCUAAAAUCGUACAGAUGCUAAUAACCAUAACAACUGAGUUCAUUUAUCACUUUUCCCACAUUGUGAAUAAUCCUAUCAUUAAUGACUAAUGACUAUGUUUUUAGACACAUCUUUGUCAGUAUAACGUUAUCAAUUUGCUGAAAAACAGAGACUGUUGGAAAAGAUUUUUAAGUGAUAAAGAUUCUGUUCUUGGCUGUUAUUGACAGCGUUGUUUAUCCUUUUUCUGAACCACUUUUUUUUCAGUUUUUAAGACUUAUAAGUUAUAUAAAGGGUCAUAUCUCAAAAAUCGUUAGUCAUCACCUUGAGCUGUUAAACACUUAGAAACAUUUUCAAAAAAUGAAAUACACAACUGGUUGUGUAUUACCCGGGAGCUUUCUAAGAUAUAUCUGGAGUCAUAAUCUUGAGGGCUGAGGCUCAGUAACCUGUAUUUUUAUAAAGUUGUACAAAUGAUUCUGAUGUGCAUCGCAGCAUGAAAACCACUGGUGGGCACUAAAUUUAAAUCAGUGCUUCUGAGUGUGUUCAAGUGUGCCUCAGAAUCAUCUUUGGUAAUAGUUAAAAGUGGAAAUUUCUAGAUUCCACCCAGGAAUUUUUGAUUAUGGAUCUUUAUGUACACAAAAGGAAGACAGCCACUCAAAUGUUGGAAACAAUCUAUUUCAUCUUUAUUGAAGUUAAAGCAAUCUUCUUAUUAGCUAAUUGCAUAGACACUGGUUUUGAGAAGAAUGAGAUCAACUGGUUAUGGGCCUAAUGGCAUCAUUCAGCUUGCACGUGUGACUCUGAUUUCUGUAGAGACCAGGAAACAAAGGACAGAUUCUAUUAGUUUUCACCAUUACUGGCGGAGAGGUGAAAGUAUGUGCUAUACAAAAUAAUGGGUAAACGCUAAGAGGGCAUAUAAUACGUUCCCAGUCCACGUAUAUGUGUGCCAGGUACUCAUCUGCAUGCUUUAUAUAGUCCCACUUAAGCCUCAAAACACCCCUGUGAGGUAUUAUUAACUCUGUUUUACAGAUGAAGAAACAGGCACAAAGUUUUAGCAGCUUGCCCAGGACUAUAUAGCUGGUAAAUAAUACAGCUAAAAUUUGAACCUCGGCACUUGAUUCAAAGUGUAUUCUCUUAACCACUGUGCAAGACUAUUACAUAAAAUACAUGCAGUAUAUCCACUGCCCACUAAAACAGACUCUCAUUCUUUCCUCUAAAAUUAGAUAUUUUUUUCUCCAGGUGUUGGAUUUCAGAUUUUUAUUUUCACUGUUUCUGCACAAGAGAUAUUAACUUCUGUCUUAAUUUUUUGCUUUACCGAAAGGCAUUUUUCUUAUCCAAAUUUGGUAUAAAGAUAAAGGAAUUUACAUAAAAUUUACAGUUAAAGUAUAUUAAAUAAGUAGUCAAAAGUCAUUAUAACAAAGACUUUUUUUAACUUUUGUGAGACAAUUAUUUAUACAACAUACAAUGAUUAUUUACAGUGUGCACUGGAGAAGAGAUGGAAAAGGUUUAAUUCCCAACCAGUAUUCAUCCAAGGAGCACACUUGGAUGAAUAAAGGCAAACGGAAGUGAGUAGUAGUAAAACAAGGUACAGGCCCGGUGUGAUGGCUCAAAUCUCUAAUCCCAGCACUGGGAGGCUGAGGUGGGAGAAUCACUUGAGCCUAGGAGUUCAAGAUCGGCUUGAGUUACAUAGCAAGGCUCUUUCUCUACAAAAAAAUAAAAUUAGCCAAGUAUAAUGGCACAUGCUAUAGUCCCAGCUACUGGGGAGGGAGACUGAGGUAAGAGAAUCGCUUGAGCCCAUGUGUUUGAGGCUGCAAUGAGCUGUGACUGUGACAGUGCACUUUAGCCUGGGCAACAGUGAGCCUCUGUUUCCAAAAACAAAAAAAGGUACACGAGGUUGUGCCUAAUUCUGCUUUGUGUAGUAAGAUUUGUAAACCAGGUUGUUGAUAGAUGAAGAGAAAUUUAUCUCAUGCAGGAAGAAAGCAAGGUAGGAGCCUGUAGGCUAGACCAAGGCAUAUGCAAAUACUGCAUGUUCAAGAAAUAGUGACAUUGAAUUGAAUGAACCAGAGUUUCGGGUGCCUGAAGCAGAGUAAUAGGGCAGGAAGCUGCAUAAAAAGGUGGGCCUGGUUGUGUAGAGCCUCCUUAUGAGAGAAGCAGCUAGGAAUCAACAGUUUCAGAAACUGAAGAGCAAGUAUCAUGAAGAUAUAAAUAGGUUGAUGGAUUUGCACAUAAGGUGAUACUUGUAUACUUAAUGAGAAAUUUUUCUAUAGCAUGGUAGAUGGUGGAAAUUAUAUAGGAAUUGGAUAGAUGGGAAUUUUAUGAGUAUUUGACUUUAGUGGAAGUGUAUUUGGUCUCAAAAGAGGAAGGAGAUGAAGGUUUUUGGUUUGAUUUUGUUUGUUAAAGAUGGGAGAUUUGAGCAUGUAUCUAAGCAAAUGAAAGAAGUGGAAAAGAAAUGAGAUGGAUGAGAAAAGGAGAAGAGAGUCACCUGUUCAGGGAAGUAUGGAGAUGCUAAACCUGGCCAUGAUCAUGGGGAGCAUUUUGCUAAUGCUGAAACAGUACGUGUGUGCUUAUUAACAUAUAGCAUUUCUAAGUUAGUCCUGGGAAAAAAAUGGGUAAGCUCUAGCCAAAAUUCUCUUUCCCAAGAAAUACAUUAUCUCCACCUAGCAUUCAUUACAUUAUUAUUUGUUUCACUGACUUUUUUCCCUAAUGGGUGUCAAACCUGUGUCUGAUUCUUAGGCCCCAGAUACUAGUACAAUGCUAGGUGAAUUAGGAAAAUGGCCUCUGAUCCAUAGCUGCUUUUCACGCAAAAACCUACAGAAGUCUGCUGAAAAGGUAUUUGGAUAAUUAAACAAGACCGAAAAGUAAUGACUAAUGACAGAGAAUCUUGCAAACUGAAGGUCUCUGCCCAGGCAGGGAAACGAACUAAUCAAUAUUCAACAGUUAUGUGUGCUGUUUUUUAGUGCUCUCGAUGCCUUGGGAAAGAAGGGGACAUGGUGUAAUCAUAGUAUUAAGGGGAAAGUGGUUGAAAUGUUUCCUGAGCGCUCUCAUGCAACUUUUGCUCAGUUCACACCUGGUGCUACAGGCUCGGCCCCGAGGUUACACUCAACAAGAGGAAGGAUCAGGGCUGGGGCUGCCAGCGCCAGGGGAACCCGCUCCGGAAGCCGCCCUGCCCCGCGCGCCCUAGCGUCCCGGUUGCCCGGGAAACGCUGCGGCGGUUCCGCUGGCUCCGAAGUCGCCGGGUACGUGGCCGCCUCCUCCGAGCGACGCGCGCGGGAGCUGGGGCUGGGGCUGUUCGGCGCUGCUCGAGGCUGCCCUGUCCGUGCAGUGCAGCAUUGUACUGCAAGUCAAUCGAUACAAUAAUAAUUUAAGUCACUUCAGCUAUAAUGGAAAAGUAUGAAAAAUUAGCUGAGAUUGGAGAAGGGUCUUAUGGGAUUGUAUUCAAAUGCAGAAACAAAACCUCUGGACAACUAGUAGCUAUUAAAAAAUUUGUUCAAUCUGAAGAUAAUCCUGUUACUAAGAAAAUAGCACUAAGAGAAAUAUGUACGUUGAAGCAACUAAAACAUCCAAAUCUUGUAAACCUCACUGAGGUAUUUAGAAGAAAAAAGAAAAUAUAUUUAGUGUUUGAAUAUUGUGAUCAUACACUUUUAAACGAGCUGGAAAGAAACCCAAACAGAGUUGCUGAUGCUGUGAUCAAAAGUGUAUUAUGGCAAACACUUCAAGGUCUUAAUUUCUGUCAUAUACAUAAUUAUAUGCACUGAGAUAUGAAACCUGAAAAUAUUCUAAUAACUAAGCAAGGAAUAAUCAAGAUUUGUGACUUUGGGUUUGCACGAAUUCUGAUUCCAGGAGAUGCCUACAGCGAUUAUGUAGCUACGAGAUGGUACCGAGCUCCUGAACUUCUUGUGGGAGAUCCUCACUAUGGUUCUUCAGUCGAUAUAUGGGCUAUUGGUUGCGUUUUUGCAGAGCUCCUGACAGGCCAGCCACUGUGGCCUGGAAAAUCAGAUAUAGACCAACUUUAUCUGAUAAUCAGAACACUAGGAAAGGUAAUCCCAAGACGUCAAUCAAUCUUUAACCGGUUUUUCCAUGACAUCAGCAUACCUGAACCAGAAGACAAGGAAACUCUUGAAGAAAAGUUCUCAGACACUCAUCCUGUAGCUCUGAGCUUCAUGAAGGGGUGUCUGAAGAUGAAUCCAGAUGACAGAUUAACCUGUUCCCAACUCCUGGAGAGCCCCUACUUUGAUUCUAUUCAAGAGGACCAAAUUAAAAGAAAAGCGUGUAACAAACGAAGAAACAGAAGACACCAGCAGAAUCAACUGUUGCCUCUCAUACCAGGAAGCCACAUCUCCCCCAAACCUGAUGGAAGAAAACAAGUCCUCCAGUUAAAAUCUGAUUGUCUUCCAAAGAUUUAGGAAAAUGUUCUUUCAAGUGGAAAGUAAUUUAAUAUGUACACAUUUUGUACAAGUGAGAUAGGAAUUCUCAGUGUUUCAGAUGCAAAUGAGCCAUAUGAAAAUUAAAAUGCCUUCUAGAAUUGUUUUGCUGUGAUCAUUGCCGAUUCCUUUCCCCGUGCUUUUACAUGCCAACUUUAUCUUUUAGAAUAUUUUCUUUAAAUGUUAUAAAGCCUAAAACUGCACAUAUGGAAGAGACAUUUUCAAUUUCAUCAGAGCAGCCCCUCCUGAGGCUAUUUAUAUGGAGAAUUUGUGAGCUUAUACUUUGAUUUAUGAAAAAGAUUUACAUGUGUCAACUUGCUUCAGCUGACCACAUAAUUUCUUAAAGCAAUAUCAAAUAGCCUGCCUCACUGUUUGUGUAAGAAAUGACAUAUGUUCCUGCAUUGUAAUUCAUACUUAUUAUAACCAGGUCUGUUGAGUAAUGCUGGUAUCUUAUUCUGUGUUUUUAUGUUGGUGUAGAAAGGGAAUCUUGAAAGGUCAUUCAGGUUUAUCUCCAGAUUCCACGGCACGCUCUCCUUUGUCUCAUGAGGCAUUGAUGAUUCUAUUUUUAAAGCUAGCUAGAGAAAAUUACAUACAAAUUCCAAUACAUAGCAAACAGUGCACCAGUGACAAGGAAUUGCCAUCCUCAUCAGUAACGCCCUCGGAUAAUUGUCUGCUGUCCUUUGCUAUAUCACCAUUCCUUAUCCUUUUCUCCUCCUGUCUAAAUCAUCUCAGGACCCAAGCUGAUCCUCCUGGGUGUAUUGUCUAAAUAGCUCAUGGCCAGUACUCUCUUGCAAACACUUGCAUCUGUAGCCUCUAUGAAAUUCUACAGCCCAAAACUAGUGACUGCAUCUUAAUCAGGUUGGUUUGUAAACAUAAGAGGAGGAAGAUUAUUUUUCAGUUAAUAUCAUUUCAUAUCUCUUACAAAACAACAAAGCAAAGCAAAUCCCUCAAUAACUGAGCUGAAUUUACUUUGGGAUAUUUUCCCAACUAAACUUGACAUACAUAUGUAUAUACACAUACGUAUAUACAUGUAUUUGUAAAUAUAUACUUAAAAUUAUAAAUUUUGCAGCACCAUAUUAGGUGCCUUUUAUCCUGGACAUCAGAAAUGAUGCAGAAUAUUUAAGAGUACUUUUAGUUUGCUAACAAGGAACUCAUAUAAAAUAAUAGCAUAGGGCUAUCACUGUUA